CCGCACAGUUCAGCCCCUCCCCCCGCCAAUCUCCGUCGCCCAUCGCUUCCCGUCAUCGAUUACUCCUUCGGUCGACUCGACACAACACGAGUAGCAGGGAAGGACCUCGAAGCAAAAGGAGCUCAGCCCAAGUAGCCUACGGCAAUCGUCUAGAAAAUUUCCCUGUUCUGGCCCUAUGUUUGAGCGUGGCCCUUGUCUAACUCGCGGCAACAGAACAGACUUAGCAGAGCAGUCUUAGGUCGAUCCUGGGGGAAGGUAGCCUUCCGUAGCCUUCGUUAACCGAACCCAGUCGAUUGUCAGCCAACCUCAAACAACGUCGAUACUAAUAGGCACGAAGCACGGAACGGCAGCAACCUCGCUGCUGAAGGCUGUUAGUUCCGAUACCGCCGCAUGCACGCGUGCCUUCUCUGUCACCAUCUUACUUGUAUAGAACCUCCUUCCGGCAAAACUAGCCACUCCCCACGAGCCACGAGCUACCGCACCCGUGGGCGUAACGCUCUAGCUCGAGAGGGAUUGCGCGGGCGGAAGGGCUGAAGCCACUGCCACGCUGCACUCCUCCUCACAGUAGAGGCAGGAGCCGCACGAAACAUAAGCCAGCGCCGCGCGCAACUAUAGACAGGAGCCAGUCCCAGCGUAGCGUCGGAAACGACUCCCGCGCGCCCGUGGCGGUGUAGCAGGCUAUGAGGGCGGCGCUGAGCUGAGUCGAGUCGAAUCGAAUCGAGUUGCGCGACGGCCGUUACCAGCGCAGCGCAAUCGCGGAUUCGCUGAGCAGCUUCGGCACACUACGGACUUUGACUUAAGCUACUUGCGGACUUGAUUCCUCCCCCCCUCUCCUCUCUCCCUCUCUCUCUCUGGCGCUGUCUCUCGCCGCCAUGUUCCGAGCAUCUGCUGCGCUGCUUCUCGUCGUCGCGUCACUCGUAGCAUCGCCCGUCCACUCGAGAGCGGCUGCAAUACCCCGCAACUUCAUUCACAAUGGCAAUUUCGAGUCGCCGGGCUCUAAAGACAUCAGCGCGCCGAUAAUCUCCGCGGAGGGCGGCGCGGACCAGCCGGCUCCCGCACUGGAAGGAUGGGAGGUUAAAGAGGGGUCUAUUAAGUACGUGCGCAGCGACACGUGGCGAGCCGCGGAGGGGGCCUACAGCGUGGCGCUGAACGGCGCGGGGCCCGGCGUGCUGAGUCAGGUCGUGACGACGGAGGAGGAUGCGCUCUACGUGCUCACGUUCGCGCUCUCCGCUGACCCUUGCGGCAUCAACGACCUGCACGCGCUGAACGUGUCGGUGGUGGCGGCGAACACGGACGUGAUCGCGGAGCGCACGCUGGAGGCCGACGCGCUCGGAACGGCGGGCGGCGCGAUGAGCUGGCGCGUGGAGCGCGUGGCGUUCGAGGCGCAGGUGGGCCCCACGCGCGUGGUGUUUCGGUCGCUGUCGCCCGGGGAGUGCGGCCCGGUGGUGGACAACGUGCGCCUCGUCAAGCAGGACGCCGUCUCGCUGUUCUUCAAGUCCCCUAACACGGCGUACCCCGCCGGCACAAUCAUCUCGGUACAGUCACCCACGGGCGUGGAGGGCUGCGCGCGUCACUGCAUCGCCGUGCGCGACUGCGUGGGAUUCGCCGUCGAUCUCCAGCACCAGCUCGCCGCGCUCCUCAACGGCGGCCCGCUCGUCAGCGCGGGCGAAGGUGGAAGCGGAGGCGGAAGCGGAGGCGGAAACGGAGGGGGUGGCGCGGGCGGCGGUGCGGUGCAGUGCGAUCUGAAGCGGCGCAUGGUGAAGCCCGCGCCGGUGGGGCCAUACGUGGCGGACGCGUAUGUGCUGCGCGGCGCGCCGUGCUCGUUCAGCGGCCAUGAGCCGGCCGUGUGUCCGCACAUCCUCCCCCUCCCCGGGCUCACCCCCCUCGCCUGCGUGGCGUCGCACCACGUGCGCCGCUCCCCCGCGCACCCGUUCACGGGCACGUGCCGCCCCAUGCAGCGCACCGCCAUGUGCCCGCUCGGGGGGGGCUUCUUCCGCCGGGGCGCGCUCUUCCACGCGCCACACCGCCUCGCGCUCUCAGGCCCGAUCUCGCGCUCGUCUGCUGCCGCCGUUGCCGCGUUCCUCGGUGCUGGCAUUGCUGUGUCCGCUCAAACGCCUGGUGCGGUCAUUGCUGCUGUGACGGAUGGGCGGCAGCAGCAGCAGCAGCCAAACGAGCAACAGCAGCAGGAGGGUUCGGCACCAGCAGCAGCAGGGGUAGCAGCAGAGUCUAGAGAAGCAGGGAUGGAAGUUCCCUUGGAAUCUGUGACCUCAUCAGCAUCAUCAGCAUCAUCAGCAUCAGCAGCAGCAGCAUCAUCAUUGGCCCCCAUGCUGCCGUCACGAGUGUGUGCAUGUGAACCGGGGCAUGGAGGCAUUGCCGUGCUCAGAUGCUGGCAGUGAUGGCCACAUGCUGAUGCGGGGUGAUGCACGGUGAUGGAUGAUGUUGCAUGGUGAUAACCAUAGGGGCAAGGAUGCACUUCGUGUAUGUGUGUGCAGGGUGAAAACGGUGUGGGGGAUGGUGCACAGCUGAGGUGGGGGUGGGGGUGAGGGUGGGGGUGGGGUGGGGGUGAGAGUGGGGUGGGGUGCUGUACUUUGAGUAAGUCACUUGGUGUGGGGUCGCAGGUCCCAGUAUCAAGGUACUACUAACACGUUUUCUCUUUCAUGAGGCGGCUUCUUUUUCCUUGGCUGCUAUCUCAGUUUCCGGAUGUGGGGUUUGUGCAUGGGGGGUCGGGCCUUGGAAGGGGCGAAUGGUGCCUUUUUCUGGUGGGCUGAUGUGGGGGCUGCUGUCUCUAAGUGAGGGUGGGUGCUUUUUCCAGUAGGUUGAGACAACUAGUCCUUUUGGUAGAUUGAGACGUGCAUACAAGGGGUCCGCUUCCUAUCACAGCAUGUGUAUAGGUAAAAGAGGGUGACAGUUGGGUAUAAAGGUUUCUGGGGAUUGACCAGCACUCUGCUACGUCUCCAGUGCCCCUCUGUGAUGCGAUUCAUCAUGAUAUGUGCUAUGCUUCCACUAUAAAGUAGACUACCUUUU
Closterium sp. NIES-67 is the source of this 3024-nucleotide messenger RNA. The record is from the annotation of a GenBank genome assembly. NCBI's taxonomy places the organism in Eukaryota, Viridiplantae, Streptophyta, Zygnematophyceae, Desmidiales, Closteriaceae.